Molecule: messenger RNA, 1347 nt
Organism: Adineta ricciae
Lineage: Eukaryota; Metazoa; Rotifera; Eurotatoria; Adinetida; Adinetidae
Source: the annotation of a GenBank genome assembly
AUGCAGAUCAAUCAAGUUUCGAGCGAAUUUCCCAAGUUACCAAUAGAUUCUUCUACACUCUCAGUGUCCACGGCGGUACUCAAGCCGAAACCGUCAUGGAAUAAAAUUCGACUCGCCAUUUUUACUGUUCUGCUCUUUGCAGGCGUCGUUAUUUCAACUGUGACGUAUUGUCUUAUUACCCGUCAGAAUAAUUCUUCAUCAGAAGAUGUUGAAACUGAAAUUAGUACGAGUAGUACUUCAAAAAGAGUAUCAACCACUGCCAAAGGUAGUACCACAGAGACUUCUGUAGUAACAGCAACAUCUGCACAAUGUCAAGCGUUACCAUUCAGCAACUACCAGUCUUACAGGACUGGUAAUAUGCCUUGGUCGAUUAUCAUCGCUGAUUUGAACAAUGAUGACAACCAAGAUAUUGCUGUAGUUAACGCAAAUGAUCCAAGCGUCGCAAUCUAUCUGAACUAUGGGGAUGGAACAGUCAGAAGUACUUCGUAUAUCCUUGUCGGAACAUAUUCUGUAUUCGUUACUGCUGCUGAUCUAAAUAAAGACAAUGCAACAGAUUUGAUCGUGGCUCAAGCUUCAGCUAAUAGCUUGGGGAUGUUGCUCGGUUUUGGUAAUGGAACUUUUAAUGCACGUGUCAAUUUUCCUGUCGGUGCUUAUCCAUAUGGCGUAAGUGCUGCUGAUUUCAACAAUGAUAGUCAUCUUGAUCUUGUUGCUGUUAACGAUCACGACGACACUGCCAGCAUCUUAUUGGGAUUCAGUAAUGGGACUUUUCAAAGCUACGAUCUUUUGCCUACGGGUCUUGAUGUAACAGCAGUCGUUACUGCUGACUUCAAUAACGAUCAAUUUUUAGAUUUUGCAGUUACAGAUUAUUCAAGUAAUACUGUAAGUGUAUAUCUUGGCUAUGGCAAUGGAAGCUUUCAACAACGUCAACCAUAUUCAACAGGAAGAAGUCCGUGGGGAAUGGCCAUAGCAGAUUUUAACAAUGACAACUGCAUGGAUAUUGUUACUGCUAAUUAUGACGAUAGCACGAUGAGUGUACUGCUUGGCAACGGUAAUGGUACAUUUCGAUCACAAAUAGUAUAUUUAACUGGACCAUAUCCAAUGUCAGUGGCGGUUGGAGAUUUAAAUAAAGAUACAAAAAUUGAUAUUGUCACUGGUAGUAGUACUGGCAAUUUCCUAAGCGUCUUCUUAAACAAUGGAGACGGCACAUUUGCAAAAGCAAAGAACUUAGCAACUGAUGCACAACUAUCAGCAGUGGCGAUUGCAGAUUUGAACGGUGAUAAUCGCCCGGAUAUCGUCACUACUAGUGUAUCGACAAAAACUCUAAAUAUAUUUUUAAACUCAUGCUAA